ACUGCUAAAAUUGAUACCACUUGGAAGUAUUUGCAGUUGAUCAUUGAUAAGCUGCUUUGUUUGGGGGAGUUUUAAGCUUUUUAUCCCCUUCUCUUUCAGGGUUUUACUGCAGGUGACUGAUUGCCAUGAGUUCAAAUAUUUUCCUCUGAUUUGCUGUUUGCUGGGCUGAAGUGAGGGAUGGCUGAGGAAGCCAAGUACAGCAUCGUUCGGGAAGUGGGCCGAGGGAACUAUGGGGUGGUUUAUGAGGCCAUCCUUAACCAAACUAGGAACAAAGUAGCUGUAAAAAGGAUACACUGUAAUGUGCCCGAAAAUGUAGAACUGGCUCUGCAAGAGUUCUGGGCCCUGCAGAGCAUCCAGAGGCAACAUGAAAAUGUGAUCCAGCUGGAGGAGUGUAUCCUGCAGAAUGGCCAAGUCUUUCAGCCCAUUAGUCAUCGUUACAGGAAAUCAGACAGCCACUUGCUGCUCAUUGAGACCUGCCUGAAAGGACGGAGGUGCAUGGAUCCCAAGUCAGCCUGCUUUCUGUGGUUUGUGAUGGAGUUCUGUGAUGGGGGCAACAUGAAUGAAUACCUGCUGUCCCGCAGCCCCGACGCUCAGCUGAACAACAGCUUCAUGCAGCAGCUCAGCAGCGCUGUGGCUUUCCUGCACAGAAACCAGAUAGUGCACAGAGACCUGAAAUCCGACAAUAUUCUGAUUUCUCACAGACGGGGAAGUCCCAUAGUAAAGGUAGCAGAUUUUGGUCUCAGCAAGGUGUGUCAGGAGAAAGGGAAUGUGAACCAGCACCGCUUCUCCUCUGCGUGUGGGUCCAACUUCUACAUGGCUCCGGAAGUCUGGGAAGGUCACUACACUGCGAAAGCUGACAUAUUUGCCCUUGGGAUCAUUUUCUGGGCUAUGGUUGAGAGGAUCACCUUCCGAGAUGGGGAUUCUGAGAAGGAAUUGCUUGGAAUUUACAUCUGCCAAGGGAAGGAGCUUAUUCCCCUUGGAGAAGCAUUGCUGGAGAACCCCAACAUGAAAUUACAGAUUCCCCUGAAGAAGAAGUCCAUGCCAGGGGAUCUCUGCAAGCUUCUGCAUGACAUGCUGGCUUUUAACCCAAAGGAAAGGCUGGAUGCCUUCCAACUAGAAGUCCGAAUCAGGCAAAUCUCCUACGGCAAAAAGCGCCAACGCUCUGCCUCAUAGAGAUGAAGGACAUUCAGGUAUUGUGUCCCGCUGUAAUCUGGAGACCUUGGAGAUGGUGAAUAACUCUGCCUUCCUUUGGAGUGAGUGGGUCCAUCAGAAGACCGUUGCUGGUGUCCAGUUUUCCCAAACGGUUCUAUUUAAAUGGACAGCAUUUUUAUUUAUUUGUACAGUAAUUUUAAGAGGAGAACUACAAAAUAUCUAUUUUUAUCCAAACCUUCAGUGUUUAACUUUAUGUUCUUUUAUGCAGCGGGUAGCACAGGUGAGAUCUUGGCUGAGGUGGUCUUGUCUGCCCGGCCACACUCAGCACAGUCACAGAGGAAUUUCUCAACUUGCUCUUUAUAUAGCAAUGUUUUACUGCUGUCCUGUGGCUAUACGUUCAAAGGAUGGCAAAGAAACAUGUGGAAACUGCCUUGAGACAGGCUUCUCUGCCCUACUGCAUGCUGACUGCCCCUCCAGCCCUGGCUUCUCCCUGACAAGGCUGUGUCGCAUGUCCUUGGCACACAAGUUGGUCUUUAGGAGGUUUAAUUGGAGCUUUUUUUGUGUGUAAUUCUUCUCUCCGUGUUGCUUGGCCAUGUAAGCGAGUGAUGUCUGCUGAAUGAGCUGGCAAAGUGUUCAGUGUCUGUUCUGCAAACUAUGAGCAGAAACAAAAAUGUAUUUUCUUCACAGUAGCUUUUGAAUAUUCUUGCUUAGAUUAACUAAAAUGCUUUCUUAAAAUAAAUACAAAGAAUGUUAAAGAUGCCAACUCUUGAUUAGAACAUAUGCGUCACUAACACUUAAAGUAGUUUAAGGAAUCAUGCUUCCUGCUGUGUUAGCUGCUUGUGCCAGCUGUUCUUACAAGGGGAAUGAAAAGGACUGAACUGGAAUCUUGGCAGGUAAAUGGGGAGUCUAAUUUACACCCUGUUUGAAAAAUAUUUUAAUGUAUCUGUAAACUACCGCUGAUCUUUGCUUUUCUUUAGGAGCUGGGAGCUCCUGGAGCAGGUUCCUCCUGUGCUCUGUUGUUGUGUGGAGGUGAAAUAAUGUCCUUCAGGGACAGCUUCCUUUGGCAGGAAAAGAACGAGCUGCCAAAACGGACAUUGCUUGGUGAGCCCUCCGCCACCGAUGCCACACAGAGGUCAGAAAUACAUGUAUUUAUUUCUUUUAGAAAUAGAUAUAUUGUUCCCCCUGUCCUACUCUAAGAUUGUGACUGCAGCACAGAAGACCAGUAUUGUGUGUUAUAAGUGUGAUUCAUGGAGAGGAUCUUUCUUCCUGCCAUGACUUUAUCCAGAAGCUCCAUUGGCCUUGCGUGGGGAAGUGUAACACUUUAUCACCUGCUCCUCUGGGCUGUAAAACACAUUUAUCAUGCACAAACCAGUGUUAAUUGACCUCUGUCCCCAGAAGAGAUAACAAAUGGACUACCCAUAGGAGUGGUCCCCAAAAAUAUGUAAAAAGUUAAUUUGAAUGGUUAAAUUAAGCUUUACCUUUGAAUUUAGGGAAUCCCUAGUCUGAUAGCACUCUGGCAUAUGAAGCCUGUGCAGCAAUGACAGACACAGUUGCUUUGAAGCUCAUUCAGCUCUUGACACCUCUGUGCAGACAGAGCAAUGGUGACUGGAAAUGAUCUUAAAAUGGGGUCUGGACCCUUUGUGGGCCACAGUCACCCUGUUCUGGAGAGCACUUCUGCCUUCUUGCAGCAGAUAGGUCUGGCUUUGCAGCUCUACGCCUUCAGUACAGCUCAGCCUUACCUCAUUCUAGUUGUUGCCUUGAUUUGAACUCAUCUUAAGAGUCCUGGGGAAUCAGGACUGCAGGCUGGGCUUACCUGUCUGCAGCUUUCAGUUGGAAAUACUCUUCUGCUUUGCAGAGCUGCUAUUCUGAAGUAAGGUUUCUUCAUCCUUCCUGUCCUCAUCCUGCCUCUGCUGCUACACCGCUUUCUGCCACCUCUCCUCCAAGCACACUGGUGGUCUUCCAGGGCUCUUUAGUUGAUCCAGCCCCAUUUUUCUGGCCUCCAGAUAGGUCUGUCACACCUGUGCAACACAUGAGACAAUUGCAGGGCACAGAAAUGGCCCUUUACUCCUUUUCUUCCUUGUUUUGCCAUGCUAAGUGAGUCUUCUCACAGCUGCUGGAUAUUUUUAGCUAGUUUACUUAGGCUUUAAUCACUUCAAACUCUGUGCUUUAUAAAUUAAUAAA
Messenger RNA from Strigops habroptila (Kakapo), 3333 nucleotides. Its product is annotated as serine/threonine-protein kinase PDIK1L-like. The coding region runs from base 178 to 1173 and encodes 331 amino acids. The record is from RefSeq and is a predicted model, not a curated record. Gene Ontology annotation, molecular function: ATP binding; protein serine/threonine kinase activity. The transcript is spliced from 4 exons. Gene Ontology annotation, cellular component: autophagosome; cytoplasm. NCBI's taxonomy places the organism in Eukaryota, Metazoa, Chordata, Aves, Psittaciformes, Psittacidae. Gene Ontology annotation, biological process: axon extension; autophagy; protein autophosphorylation.